Messenger RNA from Capsicum annuum, 1197 nucleotides. RefSeq names its product F-box/kelch-repeat protein At3g06240-like. The record is from RefSeq and is a predicted model, not a curated record. Bases 1 to 1197 code for a protein of 398 amino acids. Lineage: Eukaryota; Viridiplantae; Streptophyta; Magnoliopsida; Solanales; Solanaceae. The transcript has a single exon. Gene Ontology annotation, molecular function: protein binding.
AUGUCAUCAUUUCUUUCUUUAGUUGCAACUCCAUUGAGUGAUUCGAUAAUCCCUGAUGAAAUCAUAAUAGAGAUCCUCUUAAGGUUGCCCACCAAAUUGUUGUCGAGAUUCAUGUGCGUUUCAAAACCCUGGCAUAAACUAAUCUCUAGCCCUGAUUUCAUCAAGACUCAUCUGAAGUUAAUUUCUAAUGACAAAGAAUACAGCCAUCAUAGAGUUCUACUUACCGGCAUUGGAGGAAAUUUCAAUUUCUGUUCUUUCCCUCCAUUGUUUAAUGAAGAACAAUGCACUGAGCUAUUUCCCAUUAAUUCUCCUAUCCAAAAAUCAUAUUUAUUAUCUAGAGCUGUGGGGUCUGUGGAUGGAUUAAUUUGUCUAUUCAAUCAGCCAAGGGAGAUAAUUAUAUGGAACCCCACCAUUAGCAAGUCAAAGGAAUUACAUAAUUUUAGGAAAGAUAUUCUCUCUUUCGAUGAACGAUAUGGUUUUGGAUAUGAUAAGUCAAAUGACGAGUACAAAGUAGUAUUUGUUGAUUAUUGUAGUUCUACUGAUGAUGAGUUCAGCCCUUCCAAUAUGAGGACUGUGGUCAGCAUUUAUAGUUCAAGGACUGAUUCUUUGAGAACAGUCCAUGACCAGCUUCAGCACAUCUAUCUAGUAAAUGAUUCUGGUAAAUUUGUCAACAAGAAGAUUUAUUGGGUUUCAUCUACGGAAUUUAAUGAUCACAAUGCGCGCAGCAUCAUAUCAUUUGAUGUAGCAGAUGAAACAUGGGAAAGCAUGGAGCUUCCCUUUUCUGGAGAAGACGAUUCUUAUUUCGAACUGGGAGUUAUGGAAAGUAACCUUGCACUGCUUUACACGAGUCAUCUACAUGCUACCACCUCUAAUUUAUGGAUUUUGAAGCACUGUGGAGUUGAUGUAUCUUGGACAAAAUUGUUCAACAUCAAAUAUCCUCGAAAUGCUGGAGGACGUAUGUGUAUACCCCAAAGCACACUCUCGAUAAUACAUUUUUGCCAGUCAAAUAAUGGCGACAUCUUGAUUUUACUUCCACCAGUUAUCAUGAUAUAUGAUGGUUCAACGAGAGAACUAAAGCAUGUUGUUGAUGUUGGGAGAUGCUUUGCUGAAGAAAUCUACCUAGAAAACCUUCUUAAAUCCUUAUCAAUAUCUAACCAGGGACGUCGUAUCCAUGAAACCUCACAAUCACUUUGCUGA